ACUGUAUAGGAAGGUCGUGACGGAUUUGAAAUUAUACUCUACUAAUACCUGACGUUUUUUCAGCCUGGUGGGUGGUCUUUACACAUUUGGAUCUCAUAGGAGUAUAUUUCUACUAAGGCAAUAUUAGCCAUCUAAUAGAGUUCCGCUUUAGCACUCAUAUGGAAAUACUUCAUAUUUUCUACAGAUUGGGAUGAAAACUACAAUUAUUUUGUUGUACAAAUGGAGGAUUGUAAUAUAUUUGGUUAUGCUAUGUUGUCUGUAUAUAUUCCUUUGGUGUCUGACGCCUUCUGAGUUUGUUCCAGAAUUUAUAAAGACUGACGAACCUCACGAAUGUGUCGCAGACCGCCUUAAACCAUUUGCAAAAAAAUUGAAGGAUCUAGACGCGUUUUUAAUUCAGCCGGAAAACUCACAGAGCAGUCUUCUUACAUUCACAGGCUCGUUGCUAACUCAUUUUUACUAAUUUUGACAUAGGGAAUGGCUUUCUUGGUUGUUCUUUUCAAGAACAUAACAUAUUGAUCCAUAAUAACGGGUUUUUAUCUCAAAGCACCAAGAUACCUGCAUUGAUCACACUAGAUGUUCAUGGAUAUGUCAAUUUUAUAUGUCUCAGAAGCACUACUACUGGAUAUCCGGGACGGACUGAUGCAUAAAAUGAGCUGUUUCAAGCACGUGAAUGAACUAUGUGUAUCUUCAGGUACAACGGUGUACGCUCAUCGUCGGUAUCCAAGCCUUCUGAUUCAAACAUUUCGUGUCUAUAAUCCUAUGGAUUGGGAUAAUACUGUCAAAAUUGAUAAAGGUAACUUAAGAAAUUGGACAGAACUUGUUUCCUUACGUUUUAUUCGACUUCAACAAAAAAGUGAACUAAAGAAUCAUGCUACAGAAGAAGUAACUUAUCAAGUUGCUUGUGGAUUAGUACGUUUACCAUCACCAGAAAACUUCAAAACAAAUGACCUUAAUCCCGUUAUAGCACAAGUAUUAGUGGUUGUUGUAUUUGAACCAGUAUUUCCAGAAAACCUUACCGUUCUAUCGGGAUCAACACAAUCAUAUACUUUUAUUACUGGUAUUCGAAUAUCUGACCAACCAAUCUUGAUUACAGAACAUGAUUUAAUUCAAUUUAAAUCAGAUCUUGGCCAUUUAGCCAAAGAACGAACACGAUUAGAAUCAUUAAUUUCAUCGGAAUUAAUGUUUGCUUUAAGUUAUCCAGAAAAUGAAUUACGUAAAGAACAUAUUGAUGCUUGGAAUCUCCUAUGGACAUCAGGGAUAACGAUUAGUUAUUCAUAUGCUCCUGGAGCUGUAAACGCCAAAGAUAUCAAUACAACAUUGUAUUAUAUUGCAUCAAAUACUCCAGAUUUUUUAUCAACUCAAUUAUCACUGAAUAAUUCAGCUAUAGAUGAAUAUAAAAUUCGAUACAGAGAUUAUGAUCAAUGUUUUCGAGGGAUGUAUACUUUACAGUCAAAUUCAUUAUGGCAACCAGUCACAUCACUUUCAUCUAUGCAUAAUUUAAUACGUUCAUGGCGUCAUACAUUAAUUGAUGGUGGGUGUGAGAAAUUACUUCAAUCUGGUGUUUACGGUGUUCAUCAAGCUGUACUGCGUAGUAUCGGUUCAUUCUAUGUAAGCCAUGAUCAUAUAUCAUUUGAUUAUCCACCAGAUUCAUUAUAUCGUGAUAUUUUAUUCCGUCGAAUUCAUUUGAAUAAACCAGGUGUUUAUGCAAAUUUUGAAAUACGUUUAUUAUCUCGUGAAGGUAGUAUUAGUUCACCACAUUUAAUGGCAGUUGAAUUAUCUGUAUGGCGUUCUCCAAGUCUUACAACAUUAUUAUCUUCAUCAUUGUUUAAUAAUAUAUAUGGAAAUAAUAAUAAUAUUCUUGAAGCUAAAAGUUUCUUUAAUAAGUUGGAGAAUGAUGCUUUAAAUAUUUCACUUUAUGUUUGUCCAGCUGCUUGUUAUUCAACACCAGUUCUAGUCAAGACUACUAGACUCGUCGUGCCAUUCACUGUAAGUAUACCACCUACAGCACUAAUGUAUCUUGGAACUGAACUCGGAGAGCUCAUGAAGUACAGUCAAACUCUACAUUAUGUUGAAAUAUCCCCCGGUCCAGCCCCCAGACAUGAUAUAAUUACAUUGCAUAGACAUGGACAUGCAUUUGGCGGGUUACCAUGGCUUUUUUGGAUUAGUUUGGUUUUACUGAUCGCUAUUUUUCACAUGUUUUUCUGUAAAAUCAUAUACAACGAACUGCGAAAUAAGGACCAGAAGUUUGGACCCCAGAAUCCCUGGAAGUUACCACGAUAUGCAUCUGACCUUAUCUCUUCAACAGACCUUGGAACUAAAGCCUAUGGAAACACUCAGAUAUCAAGACGAAGAAUAAUUGAGUUAGACACUGUCCCAUGACUGGGUCAUAAAUAAUCUAAUUCUUUAUCCCCCAACUCGCUUUUUUUACAAAAAAAAAUUUUUUAGAGAUAAACAUUUAUAUACAUAUAUGAAACAAAACUUUUGAACAAAGCACGCUUAUUUAUACUGAAAAAUAUAGUUAGAAGGUAAUAUUACACAACAGAUGUUUACGAGCUUC
Schistosoma rodhaini is the source of this 2557-nucleotide messenger RNA. NCBI's taxonomy places the organism in Eukaryota, Metazoa, Platyhelminthes, Trematoda, Strigeidida, Schistosomatidae. The record is from the annotation of a GenBank genome assembly.